AUGGGCGCCAUCACUCGAGGUACUCCCUUGGCGGGCCCAGAUGUCAUCAUAAACUCAGUCGACGCCUACCAAAUCCGCCUUGCCGUGACAGGCACCUCCUGCGAUAAAUACCCAGCCAAACAGCAUGCGCGCAACGUCGCCCGCAGACUCGGCACCUCCCACGGCCUCAUUUUUAUCGCCGGAGAACCCACAGCCUUAUUGCGCGACUCCGAUCAAGAGCGCCCGUUCCGACAGCGGCGAUACUUCUACUAUCUGAGUGGUGUAGUGGAGCCGGAAUGCGCCCUGACAUACGAUAUCGGUUCAGACCUCCUGACGCUCUAUGUGCCGGACUUUGACCUUCAUCGGGCCAUAUGGAUGGGUCCGACUCUGGACCGAGAGGAGGCAAUGGAUAACUACGAUGUCGACCGCGUGCUUUAUCAAUCAUCGCUCCAACAAGAGAUAGGAUCAUGGCUAAACAAGCGAGCUCAGAGCAGCUUGUUGUAUACGGUACAUGCUUCGGAGCUUCCGAAGGGCUUACCGGCUGAGCUGCCGCUGGACUCAUCACAGCUCCAGCAAGCCAUGAAUGCAGCUCGAGGAAUCAAGGACGAGUACGAGAUCCGAAUGAUUCGCAAGGCGAACGAAGUAUCUGCGCUGGCGCACCGGAAAGUCCUUGAAGGCAUCCAGAAGAUGACGAAUGAGUCACAGAUUGAGGGACUUUUCCUUGAUACGUGCAUUUCUCAUGGUGCUCGGAAUCAGUCAUACCAGAUCAUUGCAGGAUCGGGACCGAACGCAGCCGUUCUCCACUAUUCUCGGAACAACGAGUCUCUGUCUGGGAAACCUCUUGUGUGCCUUGAUGCCGGUGCUGAGUGGGAGUGCUAUGCUAGUGACGUAACUCGGACAUUUCCCCUCAAAGGCGAAUGGCCCAGCAAAUACGUAGCAGAUAUCUAUAAGCUGGUCGAGCGCAUGCAAGAAGAGUGCAUCAAGGGGAUCCGACGAGGCACACGCUUUCUCAAUCUACAUGACUUAGCCCAUGAUAUCGCGAUUGAUGGCCUGUUGGCUCUCGGCGUCUUGAAGGGUGGCUCACACGCCGAGAUUCGUGAAUCAGGUGCAUCGAAGGUUUUCCUCCCUCAUGGACUGGGCCACCACGUUGGACUCGAGGUCCAUGAUGUUUCUGAGUCAGAGAUCAUGGCCAUGCACCCUGGCCUUGACCAAUCUCAUUAUGGCCCGGUCAUGAAUUAUGGAGUUUGUCGGUCCCCUUGCACAGUUUCUGCCCCAUUGUUGGAAGAGGGCAUGGUGGUAACCAUUGAGCCGGGACUUUACUUCUCGCCCUUGGCUCUUGCCAAUGCCCGUAAGCAACCCUUGGCUAAGUAUAUCGAUUUUGAGGUUGCGAACAAAUACGUUCAUAUCGGUGGUGUGCGUAUUGAAGAUGAUAUCCUCGUCACGGCGAAUGGUUAUGAGAACCUUACUACUGCACCGAAAGGAGAGGAAAUGCUAGCCAUUAUUCGGGGAUCUUCAUAG
Molecule: messenger RNA, 1497 nt
Organism: Penicillium pulvis
Lineage: Eukaryota; Fungi; Ascomycota; Eurotiomycetes; Eurotiales; Aspergillaceae
Product: aminopeptidase P family protein
Exons: 2
Coding region: 1-1497 (498 amino acids)
Molecular function (GO): manganese ion binding; metalloaminopeptidase activity
Source: RefSeq, a predicted model, not a curated record